AUGACGCCAGCAAUGGAGAAGAAGUUGUUUGAAGAGAAGAUUAAGGCGAUCGUCGAGGAAAAGUUGUUUGAAGAGAAGAUUGAGGCGAUCGCCGAGGAAAGUUUCAGCAACCUCAACCCUCGGAGGAAGCAGAGCCUUGAUUCUGAUGGAGAUCACAGGUCUCCCCGGCCCUGCCAAGCUGCCCAGCGCCGAUGGAACGCCAAGAAGUGGAUGGAUCCCAUUCUUGAGGCGAUCAUCAAUGAAAGUUUCGUCGGCCUGCUCUCCAAAAAACCUGUCAAGGAGCGCCAUGCUGAUCAAUCAAAGGUUCAAGAGCCCAGGGCAUCGGGGAGCACCACUCAGUUGGGCAGCUUCCCCGACAAGUUUGAACACUCUCCAGGCAUGGCCGUUGAUGAAGAUGCCUUCCAGAACUUCGUGGACAUGUCGAGCCUGGAGGCGCUCGGAGCAGCUCAGCAGAUGAUUGAGAGCAGGAAGGCGAGCUGUGACAAGCUACUCGCCAUUAUCAGCGAGCGUCGCGAUCGCCUCAAAGCGCACAAGGUGCAAGAGAACAGGAGGGCGGUGUUCAAUGAGCUGGAGCGCAAGUUUGCCGGAAGCCGGUGA
Symbiodinium sp. CCMP2456 is the source of this 597-nucleotide messenger RNA. The record is from the annotation of a GenBank genome assembly. NCBI's taxonomy places the organism in Eukaryota, Dinophyceae, Suessiales, Symbiodiniaceae.